CUGAGAAAACACCUCAAGCCCAUCCUGCACCGCUCAUGCCGCCAAUUGUUGUUGACCUCUAGUGUAAGGGGCGGGAUGAAGCGCAUAACAGGGUAGUCUGCGUUGUAUAUAUCCCGACGUCGACAACUAGGCAAAAUAGUUAGCUAAGCUUAUCUCCACAGAUGGUGGCAAUUGUGAGCGACGUUAUAUUAUAGUGCGGAAUUGUUAAACACUCAACAGUAUUCAUGAAUUUGCUCACAUAAUUCUUCAUAUAGUGUCCAGAUAUUAAUCUUUUAACAAAUUAAAAGCGCAAUUUCAUCGAGUUUUGGUGCAUUAAAUGGAGGAGAAGAAGGAAGACGGAGACGCGGAGAUACAGGAACACGGACCCGAGCACUGGUUCUCAAAAUGGGAGCGGCAGUGUUUGGCCGAAGCGGAGCAAAGGGAGCCGAGCGAAGAGGAGGCCGACAACGACCAGGAUAAACUGUGGCAUCUCUUCCAGAACUCUGCCACUGCUGUGGCCCAGUUAUACAAAGACAGAGUAUGCCAUCAGCAGGGUCUGUCAUUGUGGGUGCCAUUUCAGAACUCUGCCACAGCAGUUACCAACCUCUACAAAGAGAGUGUGGAGGCCCAUCAGAGAAGCUUCGAUCGAGGCAUUCAGAUAGGCCACCAACGCCGCAACAAGGACAUGUUGGCCUGGGUGAAAAAGCGUCGAAGAACCAUCCGUAGGGAGGACCUUAUUAGCUUUCUAUGUGGCAAAGCACCACCACACAGGAGUAGCAGGGCCAACCCCCGGCUAGCCAUGGUGGCCCCCAGCCGGGCUAAUUCACCAGCCGAGACCGGCUCAUCUGUGGAAGCAGACCUUCAGCCCUUCAGGGAGGCCAUAGCACUGCAUGGUCUGAGUGGAGCCAUGGCGAGUAUCAGUGUGCGCUCCGGUGCUCCAGGGUCUCCCACACACGUGAGUGGGAGCAGCAGUAAUGCAGGUAGCGGAGGUGGAUCUUCCGGCUCGGGGCCGGUCUGCCGUGGCAGGCGUAAUGGGCUCCAAGAUGUUGACCUGAACACUUUCAUCGCAGAGGAGAUGGCGCUGCAUCUGGACUCUACAGGCUCCGCCUCUGCCGGAGGGGGGGCAACCAGGAAACGAAACUCCACCCAGUGUAGUGAUGUCAUCACAGACUCCCCUACACACAAACGCAACAGGAUGAUCUGAUCUGCUGCCUGCCUAUGUGUGUGAGGGGGUGGGGGGGGAAUGCCUUCAAGGCCAAGGCUUGGAGAGGGGGAUGGAUGGGCUUAUGUGGGACAGAUGUGCAGAUGGACAGACGUUCAGGUGCCGGGCUGUGCUGAAGAACCCGGGAUGAAAAUGAAAACGAGGACUGAGGGUCUCAGUUCAGUCUGUUCAGAUGUUGAAUGAAUUCUGUUCCUUGUCUCCUUUCCCUACACUGUUGCCACAAAUCACCGAUCUGCAAUCAGAACACUUGAUGAGUGUGUGUGCGGGCGACUCGGAGGUCUGGCCGACAUAACGUACUCCUUGGAUAUCGCUGCCCUGGAAAGGAGACAACGAAGAAAGCCACCAACUCAUCCUAGGAUGCAGACAGUUCUCUUAGGGGUGAACGUGCACUGUGCUGCUUGACAAAUUAAAGCCACUUGAUCCUUGACACAUUCGUGCCCUUCCCUCCCUUGACCUCACCCAUCCUCACCCACCACCUUAAUAAGGAAGUGAGGGCCAUGAUCAAAUCGUCUCACUCAGUGAAGUUGCUCGCCAAAUGUCGGACCCGCCUCCACCAGAGACUCACCUCUGCGUCAAAACUACCACAACCUGUUUUUUUUCUGUCACUUCAUCAUUUGAAGCUCUCAGUAUCCUGUCAGUGGUAGAGCCCAAUCUCCCAGCAGGAGCACAUCUGUGGCAUCAUCCUGCCUCAUCUGUAACCAGUUACAUCUCUCUGGCUACUAGUUUGACGGUAUGUAACUACCAAUAGCAGGCCAUCAAUGUUUUGACAUUUAGAUCUUAAUCUCUGCUAACUACUCUGCUUCAACAGUGGCACGAUUUAGUUCAGUCAGUCGCCCUUUUUGUUUGUUCUUCAACCACCAGUGUUAAAAUACUAGGUUUGUCGCCACUGUUUGCAGCAGUGAUAGCCAAGUUAUUUUUGCGUUCUUUCACCUUCACCUUGUUUUUCUUUGUUUUUUUUUUGUUGUUGAGGAUAAUGGAAAGGAAAACUUUUUUUUUUUUUUUUUGUUUGUGUAUACAGCUUCUCAGAAAGCCCGUUUGCUGACUGCGGCGCCCUCCCCCCUUUACCCCUAGUCUUAUUACGAAAGCAGCUGCUGUUUUAUGUGAUCUUGUGAUUAUUCUGAUGAGUUGCAAUAAGGAUAUUUUGCACUUAGCUUUCACCUCUAACUCAUGCAAACAAAAUCGGCUCUUCCAUUGUAUCCCCGUUGUAGCCUUGUCCAACCAUAAACAGGCCCACUUGUGGUCAGUCCACAUGUCACUCACCAGGUGAUGCUUAGAAGAUGUAGACACUUGGUAUGACUAGAAAUGGAGCUCUCACGCACAACUCUUUGAGAUUAUUUGACCGACUUGUGGAUCAUUAGUUCUCGAGUCCUUCCCUGACAUUUAACUUAUCGAAAGAUAAUCGGUGCUGUAAAGAAAGCAUAAAUCUCAAAUGUACUUACAAAGGUAGUGUUUCCCAACACCAAACAUGACAGCCAGUGCACACGAUGCUCUGGAUAAUUCGGAUAUGGAUUGUGUGUUGGGACACCAUCUGCUUUUUGUAUAAGGGGUGUGUGCAUUAGUAAGAAGUGGAUGGGUUUGAUUUUACUUGGUACAGGAUGAUGCAACUUGGGGCUCGUUUCAUUUUUGAAAUGGUCGUUGCCUUACAUCCUUGAGUAAGGGAGUCGGGCUGGAGACACUGAUAUCGCACGAGUCAGAAGUGUGGGCAUAUUUAACAGUUUAAGUAAUGUGAACUGGUACUGUAAAAGCUUAUUUUAGGGUCUUAUUGGAGUUAAAUCUAAGCUUGUUUGUGAGCGUAAUAAACUCAAUUGUUGGAACAUUCAUUUAGUAUAGGAAGCUAACAAAGUGUAAAUUAUUCAAAAACAAUUUUGAGUUGUGUAGUUCUGAAAUAAACUUUAAAUAUUUCCGGUGCCGUAGUAGUGAUACAUCCAACUUUACCUGUAAAACCUGCUGUGGCCGACUUGUGGGAUGUCAGUGUUUCCUUCUCCUUUUUCCAAAAUUGUGUUCACUCCCCUCAACUCUGACCUGGAAAGUGGGUUUUUCUUUUGUUGUAUAAAGCAUGCCAGUUUUUAACUUCUGUUACAUUUUGGUCACAGAUUUCAUUUUUUUGCAUUUAUAGGUUGGCUUUUAUAUUCAUACAUGAUUACUGGCUUGUCUGAAAGAAAAAGAACCAGGCUGAGAUUUGCUGAUUCUAUCAAAAGGAAAUAAGAGGUGUACAUUUAGGACUUUGUUCUCACAUACAAGUGAAACCACUGAAUUAGACUGAAAAUGUAAACCUCGUAUUGGGAAAGGGAGAUUUGAUUUGCCUCUGAUUACUGUGGAGGAGGGCAGACAAGUAAUUCAUGGGGAAACCAUGUCGGCCUUGGUUUAAAAUAAAUUCACCUUAUUUUUUUUUUUAAAUACAAAAAUGUCAUAAAAGUUCUGGGUAACUUUAGCCAUCACAGGUCUGAUUAGAUAAUGUAACAUAGGAAUGAUCCAUGUUUCUUGAAUAGGAAAUCAUCCUAAAAGAGUCAUUAUGAGUCCAUCACAGUGGGAUGUUGCGGACUGCUCGGUAGAAUAUGGAGUUCGGACCUGACAGCGUGUUCUUCAUUAAAUCGAGGAAUGCAUUUAGAAUAUUUUUUAGUUUUUUCUUUCUCCAGACACUUGACUCACUGUUUAGUGUCUGACACUCCACAUUGUCAUUGGUACUAUACAUGGCUGAAACCAAAUGGCGCAUUUAGUUACAAAUGAGUAGUCCUAGCCUCCCUAUGUUUCUGUUGCAUGACGAUAUGUCAGUUAAAGGGAAGAUGUGAAGUGUCUGCUGACAGAAAAUGAAUUAAAAUUCAGACUAUCAAUUGAUUAUAUUUUUUUUCCCAGAGGCUUAACUAAAGAGUCUUUCCAGUCCCACUGUUCAACCUGCAGCGUUGACCCCCAUUGAUUCGCCUGGUUAUAGUAGAGGGGGCACUUUGUGUUGUUUCUUUUCUUUCCCUGAGCCAGUCGCCGGCCUUCAUCCACAUUGUUUGAAAAGGCUGACUCAUGCCACGUGUCUCUGGAGCCAACACUAUUAUCAGCUGUUUCUUGAUACUUAUUUGUUUAAAAAGUAAUAAAUGGCUAAUCUAUAUACUUAACAUUUAAUUGUUGGUAUGAUAUAUGUGGUUCACAUUGUAAAAGAAAUAAAACCAUUGAGUUGCAAUUGGAUGGACUACGUUUCAUUACAAGAUAAAUAUUUUGAUCAUUUUGCUUUGCCUUUUAAAACUUUGAUUUACUUAACAUUUAAUUCCUAUAGAUUCUUUAUUGGUCAUUAACAGGAAUUUUCCUUGGAAAAACUGUACAGCAAGUCACAUUUGCUUGAGUGUUCACUUGACGGCAAAUAAACAACAAAACAAACUUUUCAGUCAAAGACUGGAAGCUUAGUUUUUCUUGUCACUCGCUGUUUGGCCACACAGUAUUUUGUGAACUCAGGACCUUGCAGCACAGGUUCUCCCUACAGACCAGAUGGAUCUGUUUGGUUACAGCACCUUGUGACAUACAGAUAAGGAGAAGUAAACAGGUGUAAUGGAAUAUGAAUACAAAGUAUAAAUAAAUAUAAAGGAAUGA
This is a messenger RNA of Acanthopagrus latus (yellowfin seabream), 4774 nucleotides long. RefSeq names its product chromosome 23 C16orf72 homolog (gene hapstr1a). The coding region runs from base 317 to 1183 and encodes 288 amino acids. NCBI's taxonomy places the organism in Eukaryota, Metazoa, Chordata, Actinopteri, Spariformes, Sparidae. The transcript is spliced from 5 exons. The record is from RefSeq and is a predicted model, not a curated record.